Molecule: messenger RNA, 3527 nt
Organism: Menidia menidia (Atlantic silverside)
Lineage: Eukaryota; Metazoa; Chordata; Actinopteri; Atheriniformes; Atherinopsidae
Source: the annotation of a GenBank genome assembly
ACUGGAUUAUAGAUCUGUUAUGCCAAGGAUCUCUCUUGUCAUAUCAGCCAGAAAUAGAUGAAAAAGAGACAGUAAGAAAACAAGUGAAAGAGAGGAGAAAAGAAGAGAAUCGAAGUGAAGAAAAGAGGAAUGAAGUAUCCUCCUGUUCUUCAGACUAAAUCUCUUUUAGACAUGGAGGUAGCUAACUAUUGUGAAGGCCUGGAUCCAUCAUACAACACGCUAGGCUUUGAGAAUGCAGAAGUUCUAUAUGGAGGAGAAAGUAUGCCAACAGAGCCAAGCCACACGGGUCCGGACGGACUCAGCAGUAACUGUGCGAUCUGUGGAGACAAAGCUACAGGAAAACACUACGGAGCGUCCAGCUGUGAUGGGUGUAAAGGCUUCUUUAGACGCUCCAUACGCAAGAGCCACGUGUACACCUGCAGGUUCAGCAGACAGUGCAUCGUGGAUAAAGAUAAGAGGAACCAGUGUCGUUUCUGCAGACUCAACAAAUGCUUCAGAGCUGGCAUGAAAAAGGAAGCUGUGCAGAAUGAGAGGGAUCGUAUUAGCUCCAGAAGAAGUAUCCCUGACACCCAUGACUUGCCCCCCAUUACUAUUUUGGCUCAGGCAGAAUCAUUAUCCCAGCAGAUCACUAUCCCUGUUGGAAUGGGAGAUGUAUCAGAGCUGAAGUCGGCCACAGUAGGAGACAUUUGUGAUUCUAUGAGACAGCAGUUGCUGGUGUUGGUGGAAUGGGCAAAGUAUAUUCCAGCCUUUGGAGAGCUGCCAUUGGAUGAUCAGGUGAGCUUACUCAGGGCUCACGCAGGUGAACACCUUUUGCUCGGGGUUUCCAAAAGGUCAAUGCCCUUCAAGGACUUCCUGCUUUUAGGUAAUGGCAGUGUGAUACACCGGAACAGCCCUGAACCUGAGAUUUGCAGAGUCGCCAACAGAGUGCUGGACGAGCUCGUCCAGCCCUUUCAAGAUAUUCAGAUAGAUGAAAAUGAAUAUGCGGCUCUCAAGGCAAUUGUCUUCUUUGACCCAGAUGCAAAGUCUUUGCGGGACCCCUCAAAGAUUAAGACCAUGCGUCUGCAGGUCCAGAUGAGCCUGGAAGACUACAUAAAUGACCGUCAGUACGACUCGAGGGGUCGUUUUGGCGAGCUCCUGCUCCUGCUGCCCACACUGCAGAGCAUUACGUGGCAGAUGAUCGAACAGCUCCAGUUCAUUAAGCUGUGCGGCCUGGCCAAGAUAGACAACCUGCUGCACGAGAUGCUGCUGGGAGGGCUAACAACAGAUCCCACACACCUGCAGCACCCGGCACACACCCAGCUCGCCCAGAACCCAGUGACUGGACACACACUGGUCAUCAGCUCCAUGCCAGUCGUUCACACUCCACAGAUAGCCUCACCAGACACUCCGAUCCCUUCGCCCCCCCAAGGUCCCGCUACAGAGAUGUACAAACACUUUCCCCAGCCCCUUUGUCCCGCGGCCAGCCCCUCGCCAUCCGCACAGACGGAGCCCUGACUUCAUUCCCCAACGCCAAAGACCCGAUGUGGAAUUACUAUCCAUGCUAUACUCAUUAUCCUAGCAUGAAACAUUGUAAAAAUACAUGUUCAUAUUUUAACCAGCUCCUUUCCUCCCUUCGUUGCCUGUGAAGUUGCACUACCAGCUUGAGAAUGAUAAAUGUAGCAAUGGUAGCAUUUGUGGGGCUCUUUCUGUCAGACACAAAGCCAAACUGGGGUUUAACGUUCACCCACCCUCCAGGUUUAUGUCCUGGAACCAGAGACAGGUGUUUGCAGUUAAGACUCAGCCCAUCAGAAAUAGUAGUACAAUAUCAGGGUUCAGUUUAGCUGUGAACUGUGCUAAAAGUCGCUCGGACCACAUAAUUCCUCUCACCGUUGCACAACAGCAGGUAAAAUGUGAUUGUGCAGCUUUAACUUUACUCACAUUACUAAAAUAUUCCAACAUGAAAGCAGGAUCAGUCAUCUGAGAGAAUAUCAUGUUUUUUCUCACAGAUUUUAAGUUAAACAGAAAAGAAAAAACAUCUAGAGUAAUACAGCCAUCUCAAGGGUGAGUCUAUCAAAUGUGCAGAUAUUCAGAAUGAUAAAACUUUUGCUAAAGGUAAUUUGAAUUAAUUCAAUAUAACCUUACAUACAUUACCGAAGUGAGUUUUUCUUUCAUUUUGCCACUCUAAGUGCUUCAAAUAAAUAUUUGCUCCUGUGCCUUUAGUCCAGUCCUCGUGCCGAGAACAAAUAUGUGCAUGAGUUCUGUUGUUUGCUUCGAAAAUAUGAAAACCACGGAGCACUGGGGGCGCUGCUGCACUGGUCUGUUACCUGCAGUAGUCUCUGAAUCACGCUGGCCCUGCCUGGCUUCAUCUCCUCCAUAAAUAAAUAUGAGGUCAGAGCUGCAUGUUAGCAGUGAAGAUAAAAGCUUGUGGUAGACCACUGCACGAUGAAGAAGAAAAUCAAAUUGUACCGCCAUGUUAAGAUUGUAGAAACACAGCAUCUCCGUUGGUUUGGGUGGAUUUCUGCCUGCUGACAGGUUAACAGAAGGUGAUGCUCAUUCUUCUGCGGGAUUUCAGUACACCUGUCAAAGAGGGGGAGUUUUUUAUAAUGCCAUACAUGUUUAUGGAUCAUGAAACUGUGGCUGAUUUUUGUUUUAAGAUGUAUCAAAAAUGGUGAACAUUCUACAAGUUUAUCGUGCCUUUCAGACAUAAAUGUGCACAUGAAGAAGAAAAGGAAAAACCACCACGUGGUCGACGUACCUGCCUGUUCAUUUGACCACUUACAGACUUUUUCCCACUUGAAUCGAACUGGAGUAACAGUAGAGGUGGUGGGCAGUUUUUAUUUUGGAACUUUGGUGCUUCAGAUGUGUGCCCUCGUUUUGUUCAGGCUGAUUUGGGACAACCUGAACAAAAGUGAUUUGUUAGUAACUGAAGCUCACCUAACUCCACCCACCGAAGCCGCUCCAAUCCAUUAAUGAGCUCUUUUAAAUGCUCCAGAGUUUGUUCUAGCAUUUUUAACUGUCAAGAACAGAAACAACUAACGGUUGGCGUAAUCCGUUUAUAUUUGUACAUCCAACUCUUGACUACAUUUAGACACUGUGUCUCGCUCUGUGUAAAUAGUAUAUAGACUGUCAACUUUGUGCGCUGGGUUUUGUGUCACUGCAGCACAUUUUCAUAAACCUAUAGCUUACUGAUACAACAAUGUUUAAAACCAUGGCUCGUUUGAGUUGUAGACUUUCAGAUAUAAAGCCUACGUUCUUUAAGCUGGGAUAUGCAAGCAUAUUUUUUAGACUUUAUGGUUAUUUUAUGUUUGGAGUUCAUCUCUUGCCAAUUUCUGCAUGAUGAAUAAAAAUAGAAAAUUCUGCAUAAGGGAAACACAUGGACACACAUUUUCUUUGUAUAUACGUGUGUGUGUGUGUGUUUAUAAAUAUACAUUUACUUAUACAUAUGUAAGUUUCUCUGAAAAUUGUGUAAAUAUAAAAAUAAUUUCUUGAAUCUACUAAACAAUGUGAAGAUUUCUUAAUUUCUUUGCCAAUUAAAAAACUUUACUAUC